Molecule: messenger RNA, 1926 nt
Organism: Purpureocillium lilacinum
Lineage: Eukaryota; Fungi; Ascomycota; Sordariomycetes; Hypocreales; Ophiocordycipitaceae
Biological process (GO): spliceosomal complex assembly; peptidyl-serine phosphorylation; regulation of mRNA processing
Cellular component (GO): cytoplasm; nucleus
Molecular function (GO): protein serine/threonine kinase activity; ATP binding
Source: RefSeq, a predicted model, not a curated record
AUGUGUAACCCAUCUAUGCGAGGAAUCUCGCGCAUCACCUCCGUCCUCGGUAUGAGGCAACGGGCCAAGGGUCUGCUGCGCAGGCUGGCGCGCUGGCUCGUUGCUUCAAUCACAGGUCCGGUUCUGACCAUCGACCGCGGAACGCAAACCGCCUGCCACGGGAGUGACGGGAUCAAAGGGAAAGAGCCACGGCCAAUCGCCAGCAACGACUUUUCCCAGAGGCCCGGAACAUCUGAGUGUUUGCUCGAGUACGCCGCCACUCCACUCGCCGAAGAGCUCGCCAUGGAAGACCUGCGAACCACGUUUGCCCCCGCCCACGAGCUUGACGAGCUCCAGACCACAAGCGCGAGCAGCAGCAUGAAGGUCAUGGCGUCCGCCGGCACGCUCGCAUGCGAUCUCGGCGAGAUGGCUCUAUGUGAUGAUGCGGGCCGAGAUACGAGCAACAUCCUUUGCGCUUGGGGACUGGCUCUGGCUUCCAAUGAAAGCAGCCCCGGCGUCGUGGAGGACGACACAACGGACAUAGCUUCGACCGAUGAUGAAGCGAUGCCCGAAUCAGGAUCCGCCGGUUUCGAUGACGGCACCACCAUGAACGAGGCAGAGUCAGACGACGCGGAUGAAGCACCAGCAGCGCGAGCGUACGACUGGCGCGACGACGAAGAGCCUAUUGCAAAAUAUCGGCCCGGUGGCUUCCACCCUGUCUGUGUGGAUCAGGUCUACAACAACCGUUACCGCGUCCGUCGCAAGCUUGGCAGCGGAGCUUACUCGACGGUGUGGCUUGUGAGAGACCUUAAGGAGGGGGUGUUUCGUGCCAUGAAGGUUCUCGCCGCGGACUCGUACGGCGAGGAGGAGCACAUCUUUGAAAUAGAAAUUCUCAACCACCUCCGAACGGCCGAUCCGAACCACAAGGGCUACUCGUACAUCAACCAUCUGCUCGACCAGUUUGAACACGAGGGGCCCAACGGGACGCACGUCUGCCUCGUCUUUGAGGCGAUGGGCAUGUCGCUUCAGGGGUACGCCGAGUAUCUGCAGACCGAGUACGGUUUCGGGCCCGUUCUUCCUGACUACGCCGUCGCCUCCAUCACAAAACAGCUGCUGAUGGCCUUGUCCUACGCACACGAAAAUGGGGUCAUUCACACAGACAUCAAGCUUGACAAUAUAUUCGUUCGGUUCUCUUCCGACAUGAAGCUCAAGAUCGAAGAGGGAUUCCUUCCUGACACCUACGAGCUCGUGGACUACGUGGAGCCGAAUGAGCCGUACAGAGUGAUGCGGUCGAUGCCAAUGUACUGUUACUGGGCCGAUGGCCUGGACCAGACGUUGGACGUCCAGGUUUGCCUGGGAGACUGGGGCGUUGCGUCCUGGACGGACCAUCACCUGUGCGAGAUGGUCCAGCCGGAUGCAAUGCGGGCGCCCGAGGUAUUUCUCAGAGCCGGAUGGGACGAGUCUGUUGAUUUAUGGAGCCUUGGACCGACUCUUCUCAGACUCCUCAACGACGAAGUCAUGGUCAUCACCGAAACCGCGGACGACAACGGCAACGUGGGUUACUCUGAGCCAUUCAUUCUGAUGCAGAUGCAGGAGCUGUUUGGCGGUGGCCGCUUUCCAGCGUCGCUGCUGGAGCGUGGACACCCCGAGUACGUCGAGAGCAUGUUCAACGAGAAGGGUAGGGUCACGGACUACGACGAUGAGGAGCCCGCAUCGUUCCGCGAAGGCCGCUGGACCGAGAACAUUCCGGAGAGCUUCCGUAAGGACGUCACUGACUGGUUCGAGUUUCUCAUGAAGCUCGAUCCUCGCGACCGGCCGAGCAUCCAGCAGCUUCUCGACCAUCCAUGGCUGAGCACCGAGCGCCAGAAGCCACGGCUGGACGACUCGCCCGAGGAGCAGGAUGAAGACGAGGGAGAAGAGCCGCGCGCAAAGCGCGAACAGGUCUAG